AUGAAUUUUAUAAAGACAUGUUUGAGUUCAUACCCUGUAAAAUAUUAUGGAAAAACAUAUAAAGUUACAAAUAUUCUCAAAUUGAAUGGGAUUGGAUUAAAAAGUGCAAAUGAUGAAGAAAUAAAAAAUUUCUUAAACAAGUUUGAUUUAAAUUGUAUGGUUUACCUAAUUGAAAACGAAGACAUAAUUUAUCUUGAGUUCCAUAGAAAAAAGGAAUGCUCAUAUUUAUUUAACUUUUUAAACAAUAACUCUCGAAAUUGUACAACCCCAUUUGAGUUUGAUAUAAAGGCAGAAUAUUCAAAUAUAAAAUAUGACAUAAAAAAAGAUUGUUCUAAUAUAUAUUCACCAGCAUAUGAAAAGUUACUACAAAAAACUGAUGCCAUAUUUAUAUAUAAUGAUGUUUUAGAUCCAAAUAUGUCUAAUGAUAUUAUCCAAAAUUUUGAAAAUGAAAAAUGGUCUAAAUAUACCAAAAAUGAUGAAAUAAAUAUUAGUCAUUAUUUUUAUAGAGGCACACCAAACAAGAUAUAUAAAACAUACUGUGUUCAAGAUGCCUCCUCUUUUUUUCCAUCUGCAUUUUUAACAAAAAUUAAAAAAUUAUUAGGAGAUAAAGAGCCAAAUCAAUACACCAUUUUAAAAUGUCAUAUUAAAAAAUCAAUUGAAUAUAUUGUGGAAUCGAGCUAUAUUUUUGAAGAUGAAAUUGCAUUUUUGGUCCUCGAAAAUGACCUCCCAAUGUCCUUUCUAGAUAUAAAAAAUGAAUCCAAAACAAAUUUGAUGAUAAAAAAAAAUACUCUCAUCAAAAUAAAAGGCAAAUUAAGAUACGAACUUAUUUAUGGUAUCCCUAAGAAAAAAAGUAUACAACUUGAUGACCAGAUUGUGGAAAGAGAAACUAGCUAUUUAAUAAUUUUCCGAUUUAUAAAUAAAAAUAAUAUAGAGGGAAUGUUAGCACAUAAAACAAGAAAGGAAAUUAUUAAGGAUCCAAAACAAGAAAACAGUUGCAUACCUAUCAAUGUUAAUGAAUACUCUCCAGAACAUUUGGAAAAAGAAUAUGUCAUGGAUGUUUAUAAUCAAAUAGCUCAACAUUUUUGUUACACCAGAUAUAAACCAUGGAAUAAUGUAGAAAAUAUUAUUAAUCAAGAAAAAGAAGGAAAUAUAAUUAUGGAUGCUGGGUGUGGAAAUGGAAAAAACCUUAAAGCAUCUUCAAAAUAUUGUUUUAUUGGAUUUGAUUUUAGUUUGUAUUUAUUAAAAACAGCUAAAAAAAGACCAAACACAGAUAUAUUUUUAGCUAACUGUAUUAAUAUACCAAUAAAGUCAAACAUAGCAGAUUUAUGCAUUUCGAUAGCCGUCAUACAUCACCUUGGGACACAUGAAAGCAGGAGAAAAGCUGUUUCAGAGAUGGUGCGAUGCACAAAAAUCGGAGGAAAAGUCUUAAUAUAUGUCUGGGCAUAUGAGCAAAAAGAAAAUGUUGUAGGAAACAGAAAAUUCGAUUCCCAAGAUAUAUUUGUUCCCUGGUAUUUACAACAACAACAUUUAGCAGAAACAAAUCCGGAUGGCACUCUGGAUGACAAGAUUGCCUACGCCCCAACCAAAAAAAAUCUAUUAAAAUUUCAAAGGUAUUACCACGUGUUUAGAAAAGAAGAACUAUACGAUCUAUGCACUAGUAUUGAUGGGGUGCAGGUUGAGGAUUUUUUUUUUGAUAACAACAAUUGGGCAAUUCUGUUAAAAAAAAAAUAUUAA
Plasmodium vinckei vinckei is the source of this 1734-nucleotide messenger RNA. Its product is annotated as methyltransferase, putative. The coding region runs from base 1 to 1734 and encodes 577 amino acids. Gene Ontology annotation, biological process: tRNA wobble uridine modification. The record is from RefSeq and is a predicted model, not a curated record. Lineage: Eukaryota; Apicomplexa; Aconoidasida; Haemosporida; Plasmodiidae. Gene Ontology annotation, molecular function: tRNA binding; S-adenosylmethionine-dependent methyltransferase activity. Gene Ontology annotation, cellular component: cytoplasm; nucleus. The transcript has 13 exons.